Penicillium mononematosum is the source of this 1077-nucleotide messenger RNA. RefSeq names its product putative glycosyl hydrolase. Gene Ontology annotation, molecular function: hydrolase activity, hydrolyzing O-glycosyl compounds. NCBI's taxonomy places the organism in Eukaryota, Fungi, Ascomycota, Eurotiomycetes, Eurotiales, Aspergillaceae. The transcript has a single exon. The record is from RefSeq and is a predicted model, not a curated record. Gene Ontology annotation, biological process: carbohydrate metabolic process; peptidoglycan turnover. The coding region runs from base 1 to 1077 and encodes 358 amino acids.
AUGAAGUUCUCUACACAACUUCUACUUCCUUUCUUCCUCGCUCUCGCGCCUUCAGCUUCGGCUGCUUCCCCUAGCGAUCUUCAGGCUCAAAUUGGACACCAUGUCAUAUACUCUUACCCCGGCCUCGAGCCACCAGCCCACCUCCUAGACCUAAUCGCCGAAGGAAAAGUCGGCGGUAUCAUAAUCUUCGGCGAAAAUGUCGGCGACAACCUCACAACCACAAUCGACGACUUCCAGAACACCUACAAGCAGAGCCCGUACUAUUCAGGCAGUCCUUUAUUCAUCAUGACAGACCAAGAAGGUGGCAAAGUGCGCCGAUUGCCCGGCGGACCAGUAGAGAGCGCGAAGCAAAUCGGCCAAGCCGCCAAUCCUGAAGCGGCAGCGACACAAAUGGGCAAAGAUGCUGCGAGCACCCUAGCGACAUACAAGAACAACGUUAAUCUAGCACCUGUGUUGGAUGUUUAUCGCGAGGCCGGAGACUUCGCCGAUGCCUCCGAGCGCUCCUUCAGCAACUCUUCCCGCGUCGUUGGAACAUGCGGGUCGGCAUUUAUCAGCUCGCAGCAGUCGGCCGGUGUGGUCGCUGCCGCUAAGCACUUCCCUGGCCUUGGUGCAGCAGGUGCAGGCGAGAAUACGGAUUUGCAGCCAGUCACCAUUGACUUGACCAUCGAAGAGCUGCGCAAGGUCGAUAUGGCACCGUAUACCCAGGCGAUCGCGGCUGGUGUAGACAUGGUCAUGACUUCGUGGGCUGUCUAUCCUGCUUUGGACCCGACCUACCCGUCCGGGCUGAGCAAGACUAUCAUCCAAGAUGAGUUGCGGGGUAGACUUGGCUUCAAGGGUGUCACUAUCACUGAUGCUGUUGAGGCGGGGGCGCUAGAGGCGUUCGGCGAUCAGGCUGCUCGUGGGUUGUUAGCUGCGCAGGCUGGUAUUGAUAUCUUGCUUGCAUCUAAGAGGGAUGUCACGCAGGGAGAAGAUAUAUACAAUGCUCUGCUUGCUGCAUUGGAGGAUGGGUCGUUGGACCACGAUGCCUUUUCUGCUGCGACCCAGAGAAUUCUGGAGGUUCGGAAGAAGCUAGUUUAG